UACAAGAUGGAGGAAAGGAAACCGAAAUUUACAUUUCGCCUGUCUGAAGGCAAGAAGUUUAGCACUUUAGAAGACAAAGACAAUAAAGAGUUGCUGAAAAAAUGGUCGAUGCAAGGAAACCUGAUAGCGCAGAUGUACACCUUUGACCAGGCAUUCCAAGUGUACCAGAAGGAGGAGUUUGUCUUGGAUUUAAUGAGAGACCCAAAUGUGCUGUCAACGCUGCUCGUCGCUAGUAGAGAUGGGACACCCAGGAUGCUAAACACAUCUCCUGAGUCUGUCUCUGUAGAAUCGGUUCCCUGCUCGGUAUUGUCCAUGACGUUCUUUGACCGAUUGUAUGGGCCAAUUGUUCGCGACUCCGGACAUCUCAUAAAGUGCUUUGAUGAGUUCUUUGAGGAUUUCACCAUCUCUGAUGAACUUAGGAAGAUGUUUUUGAGCGAAGAGUCAGACCACUGCGACCUUUACAGUGAUACGGAGAAGGAGGAGUUCCUGUUUCGCCUGUUCAUGCACGUGUGUCUUGGGGGACAGAUCUGCCAAUAUGAGGAUACCCUGGAGCCCUACCUCAAUCUCGUCAAGGCCCUAUACAAGGACUUAAUCAGUGUCCAAAAGAAUGCUGAGACAAAAGAACUAAACAUUAUAUCCAGUGUGUUCAAAAUCACGGCUUCAGACAAAGAUGACGAUGUGUUUUACCCGAGUUCGAAAUCUCAUAUUCAGAACUUUUCAUACCUGGUCGUGGAUCCAUUAAAACGCCAUGUGAUUGUGUUAUCCCACCAGUUUGGAGGUGGCAUAUUUUCAUGAUAUACCAUUAACUAUACUAUGUAUUUAUUUAUGAACCCUUUAAAGCAGAAAUAGGUCUCAAAUUUCUAGUUCUAAAUGGGCAGAUUUUGUCAUCCUGUGAAAUGAAUUUGAAUGUUAAAUCAUAUUUAAGUGUACCCAUGACCUUUCUAAGAUGUCACACUUUUGGUGCCGCCAUUCUAUUUUUAUUUGUAGGAAGAUAUGACAUCAUUUUAGCUGCUCACAUCAUAUUAACUUUAAGACCCCAUUUUUCCUUGUUGGGUUUCUUAUUGAACAAUAACAAUAAUUGAACAAUAACAAUAAAAGUUUAACAAGAAGACUCUGAAAGUGUCAAGACAGGAUUAACGAGAUUAGAGAGAUGAUAUUUUUAUGUGAUUACAAUCAACUUAUAAAUGGUGCAGAUAGUUUUUUUUUGUUUAUAGAUUAUAAGAUCUUUCUUGUUCUAAUUUUAAAAUCUUUAUAACAAUACUUUAUUACAUUUUUCCACUCAAAAUAGAAACAUACUAGCGGCAGUUGGCUAUAAAAUGGCCUAGUAUUAAUAUUUUAUGUUUGGUUGAUGUUGACUUCUUUACUGUUGGAACAAACAUAGGAGGCUCUAUGUUUUAAAGCCUUCAGUUUUCUGUGUAAUAAACUUUAAAUACAAA
This is a messenger RNA of Mya arenaria, 1436 nucleotides long. Its product is annotated as cilia- and flagella-associated protein 300-like. The record is from RefSeq and is a predicted model, not a curated record. NCBI's taxonomy places the organism in Eukaryota, Metazoa, Mollusca, Bivalvia, Myida, Myidae. Bases 7 to 795 code for a protein of 262 amino acids. The transcript has 7 exons.